AAUUCGUGAGAUUCAAGUAUUGAAGUCACCCUGUAAAUUAGCAUACAAUCUCAGGUUUUCUGUUCAUAUAUUACCAGUAAUAUCACACACUGUGGUCAGCCCAGUGACUGGUUUGUUGAAACAGUCGUCCGGGAGCAUUCCCCAAGUGCUCAUCGUUCCAUACUUUCGUGGUGACAAUAUUUUUUUUUACUUAAUUUUCUUUCUCUGGUUUUCCCAAUAUCAAAAUCCUACCAAUAAUCCCAUUAUGAGUGCUCGAAUAAACUACCUAUGUGCCCUGAUCAUUUUGUGGCUAAACUUAGUUAAUGCGGAAUAUUCAGAAACGUAUGGAAAUUGCAAUUUCCCUGAAGGAGGCGAGGGAGUUUGUGUAAAAUUACAAGAAUGCAGGGAACUCUAUGACAUUAUUAAGAACAAGCGACCACUAUAUGAAGAAGAUAAGGAGUAUCUUCGUAACAGGCAGUGUGGAUACUUCCAUGAAACAGUUGCAGUGUGUUGUGAACCUGAUGUGGCUAGCAACGCAAACUUUGGCAAUAAUUUACUACCCGAUCCAUCUUCGGGAAUGUGUGGCAUUGACACAUCCAACAGAAUUUAUGGUGGAGAAGUCACGAAGAUCGACGAAUAUCCCUGGAUGGUGCUUCUCAGAUACAAAAAACCUGGCAAUCGAUUUGGGUUUCAUUGUGGAGGAGUCUUGAUCAAUAAUCGAUACGUUAUGACUGCAAGUCAUUGUGUUAAUGGAAGAGACAUCCCUGUUGACUGGUCACUCCAUCAGGUUCGUCUCGGAGAACAUGAUACGUCCAAGAAUCCAGAUUGCGAAGAGGAUGAUUGUGCACCUACACCGAAGGACAUUUUGAUUGAAGACAGAAUCCCACAUCCCAACUACAUCCCAACAUCCAGAAACCAGAGAAACGACAUUGCCCUGCUCAGACUCGCUGAAACCGUCCGAUUUAACGAUUUCAUCAAGCCAGUUUGCUUGCCAACUGCUUCUCAUUUGAGGAAUAACGAUUUUGUGGGACAAUCCAUGGAUGUAGCCGGAUGGGGCAAGACAGAAAGCGUGAGUGCCAGUAACGUGAAACUGAAGGUACGAGUAAAUGGAGUCAGUAAAUCAACCUGCAAUUCCAUCUACAGUCGUCAAAAUGUUGUGAUUGGAGACGAACAGAUUUGCGCAGGAGGGGAAAAGGGAAAAGAUUCUUGCAGAGGUGAUUCGGGUGGACCCCUAGUUGCUUUGGAUAAUAAAUCCCCUAGACCUUAUUGGUUCUGUGUGGGUUUGGUAUCUUUCGGACCCUCACCCUGUGGCCUUGAGGGCUGGCCAGGAGUCUACACUAAAGUGUCUCACUAUAUCUCCUGGAUUCAGAAUACUGUUCGUGCCUGAUUCAUUGUGAUGUGUCUUAAAACGAAAUCUCUGUACUGCUUGUUUUUUGUAAUCUUGAUUAAAGGCAUUUAAAAAUCUAAUUCCCAAUAAUAAUUUUUCCCAAGAAAAGACGUUUAUGAGUCAAUAAAGUGAAUAUAUUUACGCUACA
This is a messenger RNA of Phlebotomus papatasi, 1514 nucleotides long. RefSeq names its product serine protease easter-like. Gene Ontology annotation, molecular function: serine-type endopeptidase activity. Bases 245 to 1366 code for a protein of 373 amino acids. The transcript has 8 exons. Gene Ontology annotation, biological process: proteolysis. The record is from RefSeq and is a predicted model, not a curated record. Lineage: Eukaryota; Metazoa; Arthropoda; Insecta; Diptera; Psychodidae.